AGGCAUUUGGACUCGCUUUGCCUUUCCUUUUUGGCCCCUAAGCGCCACUUCAGCCACUGACUCCAGUUCUUGUGUCGGUUUUGAUCUAUCUGGCUGCAGAGAGAGGACACACCAUGUUCACUCUUGCUGUGUUCUUGCUUUGUGCAGCCUCCUGUGUCUCAGUUUCUGCCAAAGGUGCUGCUUUGGGACCCCGGCUGAAUAACAACCAGCUGUACAAAUUCAGCUACACCACUGAGGUGCUGGUGGACAGGGCCAGGAGGUCAAAAGAGGGCAGUGCUGGCUACAGGAUCUCAAGUGACGUUGACGUCCAUCUAGUUUGGAGACAUCCGAGUAGCAAGGAUGACCAACUGAUACAGCUGAUGAUCUCAAAUGUGAGAGUUGACCAUGCCUCCAAACGAUCAGAGAAGAAGAACGUCCUUCAUGGUUCCACAACUGAAAGUCUCCUGGGGAAAACUAGACUGGCAGCUCUGACAAAACCUUUCUUGGUGCAUUUGAAAAAUGGAAAGGUAAAAGCAUUUUAUUCCUACUGGGCUGAGCCUGCAACCAUCAAGAACAUAAAGAGAGGGUUGGCCAGCUUACUGCAAGUACAGCCUCACACUGGGAAGGUUAUAGAGAAUGAUGUGUCUGGAAGGUGCACAAUUGAGUACAAGGCCGUAAAGGGUCAAGUGACACGCACCAAGCUGCUGGAGACGUGUAAGACUGAAGAGAUUGGAUUCACCACACAGAGUCAGGUCUUGGGUGUGAGCAAGAAGGCUAGUUCUGUUACAGUGUUUACACUUGAAGAUGGUUUCGUACGGUCAGCCGUGGCUGAAGAAACUCACUCACUGGCUGUUAACGUCCACAGGUCCACAGCAGCUAAAGUUGUAUCCAGGCAAACUCUCACAUUGGUAAGGACAGAGGCUGGACCGCUGGAGGCCGCUGGGAAAGAUGUUGCAGGGGUGGUCAAGUCCAUUGAUGCCAAACUGGCUGCUGUUGGUAUCGUGGCUGAGAAGGUUAAAGCCCAGUGCAAAGGCUGUCCAUCACUUUUUGAACAUUGGCAGGCUGAACAGAAGCAGCUGGAGCCAGCUAGCCUGUCCAAGGCCACGGCUCCUCGGAGCUUCCUGGCUCUCAUCCAGAGCAUUAGGAAGGCGUCCAAGGACGAGAUCCUCAAGGUGUUGAAGAGUGCCAGCCAGCCAUCUCUACCUCAGGUGGUGGAUGCUGUGACGUCCUCCCAGACAACUGCAUCCUUGGAUGCUAUGCUUGAAUUCCUUAACUUCACCGAUGCCAAAAGUUUUGUUCUGCAGGAGAGGUUUCUCUAUGCAUGUGGAUUUUCCUCACAUCCCAAUGAGAGGAUGCUCCAGGCUCUGCUGGGCAUUUCUAAAGGAAAGAUCGGCAGCACUGACAUCAAAGAGUCAGUGGUGAUCAUUAUGGGAGCUCUGGUCUACAAACUCUGUCAGAAAGGAGAGUGCAACUUACCGACAGUGCUGCAGGUGAAGAAGAUGAUUUUAGAAGGUCCUUACAGCACACAAGUAGAAUCUGAGGUCCAGAUGUACCUCCUGGCUCUGAAAAACGCUCUGCUCCCUGAAGCCAUUCCCAUCUUUACCAAAUACGCCGAAUCAGAAGUGGGAGCAUACAACACCAUUUCCCUCACCGCCCUGCAGAGAUACAACGUCAAUCUCAUGACUGAUGAGGUAAAACAGACAGUGAACAGAGUUUACCACCAGAAUCGACGGAUCUAUGAGAAAAAUGUGAGAGCUGCUGCUGCCGACGUCAUCCUCAGUAGCAACCCCUCGUACAUGGAGGUCAAGAAUCUACUUCUGUCCAUCGGAAACCUUCCCCAUGAAAUGAACAAAUACAUGCUGUCUAAGAUUCAGGACAUCUUGCGCUUCCAGAUGCCUGCCAGCAAAGUUUUGAGACAAGUUAUGAAGGACAUGAUUUCCCACAACUACAACCGCUUUGCAAAAGUUGGGUCAUCAUCUGCAUACUCAGGAUUUAUGGCAAAAUCAAUGGAUGUCACCUCCACAUACAGUUUGGACAUCCUGUAUUCAGGCUCUGGGAUCCUGAGGAGAAGCAACAUGAAUAUUUAUGGUGCUAGUAAAGGAGCAAUGCUACAUGGGCUUCAGGUGGCAAUUGAGGCACAGGGUCUGGAAUCACUGAUUGCAGCCACACCUGAUGAGGGAGAGCAAGACCUGGAGUCGUUUGCUGGGAUGUCGGCUGUGCUGUUUGAUGUCCAACUGAGGCCAGUCACCUUCUUCAAGGGCUACAGUGACCUCAUGUCCAAAAUGUUCUCCAUGUCUGGGGAGCCCAUGAAUGUAGUGAAAGGUCUGAUCCUGCUGACUGAUCAUUCUGAGGUCAUUCAGCUGCAGUCUGGUCUAAAGGCGAGUGCAGAGUUCCAAGGAGGGUUAGCCAUCGACAUCUCUGGAGGCAUGGAGAUCAGUCUGUGGUACAGGGAGUCCAAGACCAGCGUCAACAACAGGGGAGCGUUAGUGGUCACUGCUAAUGUCACUGUGGACCUGGACUUUAUGAAAACGGGUGUGGAGGUCAGCUUUGAAACAGAGGCCUCACUGGACUUCAUCACCACUGUCCAGUUCUCCGAAUAUCCCUUCUUAGUGUGCAUGCAGAUGGACAAAACUACCUUCCCCGUCAGUGAAUACCUGAAGAAGUAUGAUAGCCUGUCAUCAGGGAAGAGCGUUUUGUCGCAAAAGAGCAGGAAGCAGCUCGUCCCCGGCUCUGAAUUCCCUCUUCACCAGGAGAACUCAAACAUGUGUAAGAAGGUUUUUGACUCCAGCUGGUAAAAUGUGACGUCAUGAACUUCCAGGAGGGAGUCUUCAUUCAUUUGGGCAGGUUAUUGUCACUCAGUGUUCAUUGCUUUCAGGGACCAGUUAUCAAAUCUCAGCCUCAAGCAGUGAAAGACUGCAAGAGAGGAAAGUGGCAAAUGUUUUUUUUUUUUUUUUUUUUUUUUUUUACAACACAUGCAAUGUUUACAUUCCUGUGAGUAUUUAAGUCAUUUUAAUUUUGUUAGCAAUCAGGAAUUCUUGCAUUGUUUUUUAUGGAUUUCUUUGAAAAUGUAUUUAUGGUGGGCACAUGGAUGUUUUGUUUGAAGGGUAAUACUCAACAUGAAUAGUACCCCUAUAAUUUUCCCCCAACACAGUUGCAGUGAAGAUGUAAAUACACACUGGAGAGCGUGAAUUAAACUUUCACCAUGAAUAUAAAUGCUCUUUUUUCUCUCUAAAUCCCUUUGUUGUUUAAUUAAAUAGGCGUUUACUUAAGAGGAGCAUUUUUAACUGUAUGUCACUGUAUCAUUGUUCACACAGUUGAAAUAACAUAUGUACCAGACUAAUGAUAUUGAUCAAUUCCAUUUUUCAUGAUUAUAUUGGUAAUUGUCUAAACUAUUCCUACAGAGACAAUGUGUUUGCAUAGUCUUUUACUUUGUACUUGCAAGAUUUGAAGUGAAAAUCAAAUCUACAAAAGUGAAACCAUCAACACUUGAACAUAGUUUUUUUGUAUUGGCUGUAAUUGCUCUGUAUGUCUGAAAAUGUUUGGGAAGUUUCAAGACUCUGGAGCUACCCCUUGUGUUUCCAUAUUUUGAGAUCAGUUUUUGUUGGAUUUGUAAUUGACUGAGAAUAAACGUACACUGGAAACACUUUG
Molecule: messenger RNA, 3627 nt
Organism: Scomber japonicus (chub mackerel)
Lineage: Eukaryota; Metazoa; Chordata; Actinopteri; Scombriformes; Scombridae
Gene: mttp
Product: microsomal triglyceride transfer protein
Exons: 18
Coding region: 114-2774 (886 amino acids)
Biological process (GO): cholesterol homeostasis; lipid transport; lipoprotein metabolic process
Cellular component (GO): basolateral plasma membrane; endoplasmic reticulum; Golgi apparatus
Molecular function (GO): lipid binding
Source: RefSeq, a predicted model, not a curated record